Molecule: messenger RNA, 4445 nt
Organism: Pecten maximus
Lineage: Eukaryota; Metazoa; Mollusca; Bivalvia; Pectinida; Pectinidae
Product: TELO2-interacting protein 1 homolog
Exons: 26
Coding region: 137-3577 (1146 amino acids)
Biological process (GO): chromatin remodeling
Cellular component (GO): cytoplasm
Source: RefSeq, a predicted model, not a curated record
UUAUGACAUGGUGUGAAUUAUAUAAUUUUCUGUUUUCGUUCCAGUUUUCAAUAAAUCCUAAUUUUUUAUAAACAAAGAUGUCUGCGCUCAUGAAAACAAAAAUGACUGACUAAUUUGCUGAUGGGCAAAUAGAACCAUGAGUAGCAUGUUGAAGUCUGGUCUUUUUGAACGGCUCCGUCCCAUAUGUGUCCAGCUUACAAGGGAACAUACUCGGGAAAACGUCACUGCUCUCUUUCAGGGUAUAAAUGGCCUGGAGAGAAAAUAUAUGCAGGAGUUACAGGAAUAUGUUCUCUUUCCACUUCGGAUAAUACUCAAACAGGAGAAAAAAUAUGCUGGAGAGUUGUAUGUGGAUAUCUAUCAGUGUAUGGAGUAUGUACUGGCUCGGAGCUGUGUCACACGAUGGGAUAUGUUUCUGGACAUCUUUAACACUGCCUGUAUGGCACUCAGUGACCCCAGCGAUCCAUCCAAAGUGUCCAGUUUAUCAGAAGAAUUGAAGCUGGCCAUUGUUCAGAUGUUGUUAUCACUAUUGAAGAGUUCAGAUUUUAACAUCAUAGAGAACCUGUUUGCAGUGGGAUGUCUCCCUGUUUUAGGACAUGCUGUGUCAAUGUUAUUAAAUAUCGCUGACCAGGAACGAUCAAGGCCAUUAAAAAUCGCUGCUGUGGGAUUUCUCAUUGAACUUUGCCAGGACGACAGAAAAUAUUGUACCAGUAUGAAGGUGAAGCUGGGUGACACAUUAGCUUCCUUCCUCCCGGGACUCACCAUCACGUUGAGUCGCCUUAUUAGCUGUGAUACUCAUCAGGGACAGGCUGUUAUACAGUUUCAGACUGCUCUGGAUCUUCUGACAAAGUAUAUGAGGCUGGUACUUGAUGAUGUACUUGUUGCAGAGAGUCAGUCAAAGAGCAAACAUCAAGGCCACAGUGUACAAGCAAAUACAAAACUUGAGAGUUUGGUGGUACAGAGAAAUCCUGAUUGGUUGAAAAAUACAGGGUCAAAGUUGGCAGUGAUUGUGAAACAAGUGACCAAAGUGAGAAGUCAUUCAAGCUGGAAAGUGAGACUUGCCCUGGUGGACUGGGCCGGAACCAUGCUGCACCACUGCCGUGGGAACCUAGAGGAGAGUGUGUCAGAUCUCCUGGCUGUGUUGGUGGGUCGACUUGGAGAUGACUACCCAAAGGUGUCCUCACACAGCCGUCAAAGACUGGAUAAGUUUGCUGCCUCACUGGACGGAAAACAGUGUCGCCCUCUAGUGGAGAUGUUAGAAGAGAAUCUUUAUAGCCUGUCAAUGUCUCUCCCUCGACAAAUGAACACCACAGAUGAGGAAGAAAAGUUGUUUGUGGUUCAGCUGCUGGUAGGAUACUUGGAACUACUCGGAGACCAAAUGGAUGGACUGCUGCUCUCCCAUGGACGUCGACUUCUCAUGUCCCUGGUACAGGUCCUGGAGAUGGACUACAGUGAUAUCAGGAUCGUAGAGGAGCGCACAACUAUCACGGGUGAUGGAGCAAGUGCCUUGAAUCCGGAUACUUCACCUAAUGUUCUCCCACUCCGAAAAUACUUCAAACAUUUCCACGACACUCAGAUCUACAAACAGCUACAGCGAGCCUGUCGGUGCUUAGGACACUAUGGUAGCACACCUUUACUGGUGGACCAGGUACUGGAUAUUACCUACAUGUCUGGAACCUACAAACCUCAGGCCAUCCUCAUGCUAAACGACAUCAUCAGUGGUACUGCAGAGAAAAAAGGCACACCAACACUUUCAUCAUCUGCUGAUUGGCCUGACCACCAACUACAGAGUACAAUUAGUAUGUUAGUGGAAGAAUACUUGUCACCUGGAAACUUCUACCUUGUAACCAUGGCAACUGAGGAAAGUGGGAAACAUCAACAGGUGCCAGGAAGUUCAUUAAGGGCCAUAACUCUAGUUUCAAAUGAAGAGAGUGUGAGUGUAUACAACAGGAACACAGUGUUGAUCUGUCUACUACUGGAAGGACUCGGAACCUUCGCUAAGGUACUUGGCAGGAGUUAUCUUCCUUUGUUGAUGCAGACACUGUACCCAAUGUUGGAAAAACUAGGAGACAAUACAGCUGUAAUCAGCACUGCAGCUUACCUGUCACUAUGUACCACCUGUACAGCAUGUAAUUACAGAUCUAUUGCAGAAUUGAUUCAGAAAAAUGCUGAUUAUCUGGUAAAUGCUAUUUCUCUCCGACUACGCCAUUUCCAUGACAACCAACAAAGCCCUCUGGUGUUAAAGGUCAUGUUGCAGUACAGCAGUAGUGACCUUCUACCGCUGAUAGAUGACACCAUACAGGAGAUUUUGGAUGUGCUAGAUGACCACCAUUUGGACCAGGCAGUGUUGUUUAUGGGAGUGCUACAUGAACUUACCAAAGCCAUUGUCAGAUGGUUCCCUCCUGUCAAGCAGCAUGAGGUGACAGCAAAUACCCAAGAAGAGGAACCGAAUGAUAGGUCAGAGGUACAACCUCAAGGAUAUACUGGAGAAAAGAAGCCGUCUGAUGGGUCAGAGGGACGGCAGCAAGGAAAUACCGGAGAAAAGGUGCCGUCUGAUGGGUCAGAGGGACGGCAGCAAGGAAAUACUGGAGAAAAGGAACUGUCUGAUAGGUCAGAGGGACGGCAGCAAGGAAAUACCGGAGAAAAGGGGCCGUCUGAUGGGUCAGAGGGACGGCAGCAAGGAAAUACUGGAGAAAAGGAGCCGUCUGAUGAGUCAGAUGGAGGGACGCUGCUGCCCUUUAUACUUCAAUACUGUCAGCAGAAGAAGCUGGCCAGUGGGGAUGUUACUGAGGAGGACAUUACAGACAAUGAUAUCAUAGAUGGUUCAGAAACAACACAGGAUGUUGACAAGGGGGAUAACUCUGAACCAAACACCAUCAAGUUUCUGAAACAGGUGAUGAUACGUUGUAAACACCUCCUGUCUUCCCACAAUGCACGCCUACGAAUUCUGGUAUUGGACACCAUCAGUCAAGCAUGUCAAGCACUAGCAGAUCAUACAAAUGAGUUGUUGCCGCUACUACAUGAAAUCUGGGUUCCGUUCAGAGCAAGAUUUAUUGACGAAGAAAAGUUAGUCAUUAAGAAGGCUCUAGAGGUUCUGUCAGUAAUGGUGUGUAUGAGUGGAGACUUUCUAAAACAACGUGUGGUGAAGGAUGUGCUGCCAGUCAUUAGAACAUUCCUGGAUAAACAGUCUCAGAUCAGCUUGCAGGCGGGUCAGGCAUACCUGUAUACUGUCAGCUGUAGACUACAACAACAGGCCCUUCAGGUGCUCGGCAGUCUCAUCGUUCAGCUUGGUCUGUCUGGGAACUGCCUAGAUAGUAUCCUUGGAGUGUGUGUUUCCUACCUCAGCACACGGCAACCUAAACCACUACAACAGGUUUCCAUGGAGAUCUGUACACAGCUGGCAGCCAUUGCAAGUGAUGAACUUUGGCUUCGAUUGACUGACUUAUACAGGGAGGAGGAUUAUACACCACCACACCCGAUCUUCUCACCUGUAAAGUUCCAUAGCAAAGUCGGAUGUCAGAAUGAAUUCACUGAUAACAUCCUGAGACUGAGAAGGUCUGGGAACUUUAAGGGGACUUGAAUGUGUUGAUUUGUGAUUGGUUGAUUAUCACAUGAGUUCCGACUAAUCAAAUGCCUUGUUCCUUGGAGUAGGUUUCAAUUGAUUGAAAACCAGAUAUGUACGACCUACAGAGCUUCUUUCAGGCCAUAGUACUCAGUUGAUACACCAACACACUGAGGGCACCGUGGGUGAAGGUCCUAUGUUUAUGGUUAAAUCCCUAAAUUGUGUCAGUUUCCAUUUCUCUGGAAGCUGUGAUCGAUCAUCCUAUGCUGUUUUGUGAUCUUUGGCAAGACACUUCAUCCCAAAUCUUCUGGUUAGCCUGCAGUGAUGUAGCCACCAGCUACUACCAACAGAUCCAAGAACCUAAAAGACACCCAGGCUGAUGUGUAUGUGACCUCUGGCAAGACACUUUAUCCCAACUCCUCUGGAUAGCGUGCGGUAAAUGCCCCCAUGUAUGUUGUUCAGUGAGGUAGCCACCAGCUACUACAAGCAGACAUCAUGGCCACAAAAAGACCCUCGCUGUUAAUGUGAUGAGAAUCCUUAGAGUCUAUGAAGACCUUCAUAAUGUAUUCCGUCAACACAAUUUUGAUUGCUUGAACUACAGAAUCUAAAUGUUUAUGGCUUUCAUCAUUUAAGUGCUAUACAGAAAUUAAAUCAACUGCAGAAUAUGUAUGGGUUUUACAUGUUCAGAUGUCUAUGACCAACAUGUUGUUUGUAUGAAACGCAGAACGUGUUAUGAGGUAUACUGAAUGAUCAAGGGUAUAUUAGAUUUAUCAACAGGAUCGGUUACCGAGGGACACGUUCAACCACAGUAAACAAGAAUGUGUUGAUGUUGAGUAAGGUGUUUAUCUGUUCAUAUCCAAUAAAUAUCAAGUAAACAUAAAUACAA